This is a messenger RNA of Annulohypoxylon maeteangense, 285 nucleotides long. RefSeq lists its product as uncharacterized. Lineage: Eukaryota; Fungi; Ascomycota; Sordariomycetes; Xylariales; Hypoxylaceae. Bases 1 to 285 code for a protein of 94 amino acids. The record is from RefSeq and is a predicted model, not a curated record. The transcript has 2 exons.
AUGUCACACAAAGCGCGCACGGAUUGCGAGGCAGAGGUGCGAUCGUGGGGUUUUCCUCACGUUUUUACCUGGACGGACGGCCCCAACGCCCACUAUAAACCACAUUCUCAUGCUGGUUUGACAACGCAUCUGAUCAUCGCCGGUCAACUGACUAUCACGUACCCUAAAGAUCCCAAGCCCGAGAAGACGACGUAUAUCGUCGGCGACCGCAUCGACGUCGAUGCUGGCCGCGUCCAUGAGGUGUGGAUAGGAGACGAGGGUUGUACUUACGUUAUUGGAGAGUGA